Molecule: messenger RNA, 2590 nt
Organism: Dendronephthya gigantea
Lineage: Eukaryota; Metazoa; Cnidaria; Anthozoa; Malacalcyonacea; Nephtheidae
Product: sacsin-like
Exons: 2
Coding region: 31-2268 (745 amino acids)
Molecular function (GO): Hsp70 protein binding
Source: RefSeq, a predicted model, not a curated record
UUAUUUCUCCAAUUUUGUAAAACGGUGGCCAUGAAUGGACGUUUUUUUAGAGACCGACAAAGCCGCUUUCAAUCCGAACAACUUGUGAAGUGUCUAUUUUCAAGAAAAGCCUUGCAAAAAGAAAAAUUUCUUUCCAAGGUAUCGCAAAUCAAGUUUAUUACCUCAGCCAAAGUGGCAGAUGAACUAGCCUUAAUUCACGAGCAGUACCAGUGUCCACAAAACAGCUAUCCACCUUUCAUCGCAUUCUGUGAUGCUGUUCCGUGGAAUCGCAGACUCAUAUCAUGGACUACUGUUUCACUUCUUCCAGACUGGGCCCAACCAAUCGAUGUCACAAAGUUUAACAACCUUGGUAUUGCUUAUUCUGGACCUGAUUAUAUCAAAGUACUCAAUCAUCUGCAAAACAUAGUCAACUCACCUUGCCUCGAAUCAGUUGAUGGUGAACGUUUAAAGAAAAUCACGAAACUGAUUUACAAGUUCCUGUCUGGUACUAUGGAAUGCUGCGGUCAUAACCCAGAUGACAGAUGCACUGAAGUUUGUUUAGAUAUUGGUCGUCGCCUGAAAGGUAAUUCCUGCAUAUUUUUGCAGGAAGGUAAAACGUUCGUGAAAGCAGAACAGCUGGUGUUCAGGAUUUCUGAAUCAUACCCUUUGCAGCCAUUUCUUUACCCCGUACCAAUUGAAUUUGGAGAAUUACAGCACUUUCUUAAACGGCUCGGUGCAACUGUGAAACCAACACCGCUGCAGGUUGCACACGUUUUGACAUCCAUUCGCGAACAGAUCGGAGAAGGAACGCUCUCUUCUGACCUAGACAAUAAAGUGCGGUUUGCGAUGCGUCUUAUUUUUAAUUUACUAGAAAAAGGCAAAAAUGUUGAUGGCAUCGAUGUCUUGUAUUUGCCAAAUGAAAGUCAACAACUUUUAAAGUCCUCUGAAAUGAUUUACGAAGUUUCGCCACGUUACACGGAUAUCAGAAAUAGCCUUCAAUCUCAGAUUCUGUUGCGAUUCACAGAGUGUGGCCUUAAAAAGCCCCCUGAUUGCUAUAUUAAUGCACUUCCAGAGCAUUUGACUCCCGUGAAGUUCACUGAUAUAAUCCAGGAAAGAAUCGCCCUAGAGAGCAAGCUUUCCAUAUGUCCUGAAGCUCGAGGUGGUGUCAUAUGCAAAUUUCAAGAACAAUUUCAGAAUCUGAUUCGAUCUGAUGAAUUUCAGGAUGGGCUUAAGCGCUUACUAGUCCACGAUCAACAAAAGCCACAGGAUUUUGAGCAAAGAAUAAAGAAACUUCAAACGGAAGUCGAGAUAAAGUGUGCAGGAUUCGAUUGCAUAAAAGUUCAUGUGAUUCGUCGUGAUGCAGAUGAUGUCUUUAUGAAUUUAGAGGAGAGUUGUUAUGCCGUUCAGGGAAAAGGGAAAUGGCAAUUGUACAUGCAACACAAAUUGAAAGGUGACGGAGGACUGACUUUUACUGCCACUUGUGUUAACCAGAUUCUUGGAGAUUGUAUUCAAAAGGAAAAGGGAUUAAUUGCAAUGCUCCACUGCUCAUUGCCAAGCGAAAUAUCAAAAGCUUUGGAUAAACUUGGUAUUACUUGCAGUACAUCCAAAAGCGCUGAUGACAUCCCAGACUCGGACGAUGAAAUGUUAUUGGACUCUGGGAGUGAUGAUGAUGGUCAUGGGAGCAAAAGUCAUGUAGAGGCGAAUGGUGAACGUCUGGGGACUGGCAGGGGUAAAAAGCGUAGUGCUAAGUCUCAUGGGGGAUAUAGUAUUGGUCCCAGUUCACGUGGUGGUCGUCGAGGUCGUACGGGUGAAGAUUCCAGGACCGAAGACCACACUGAAGAUGAGAAAUUUUUUGAAAAAGAACCUGGUGAGGCUAAGCGAUGGCUGCGUCAAUCAGAGAGUGACUUGGGCGGUGCGAGGUGGCUCCUCCGAUGUGGUACUCCUUAUAAUGCCAUUGCUUGUUUCCAGAGCCAUCAAGUGGUGGAGAAAUGCUUGAAAGCUUUGCUAUUUCACCACUGUGGUAUCUCUGGAAAAUUGCUACGCUCUCACGAUGUGGAGGAUUUAGCAAUCAAAUUCACCGAAGAAACAGGUCUAAUGGACGAGAUUGCCAUGGAAUCGGUGGAACGAUUUUCCAACUAUUACUUGAAUACUCGUUAUCCUAAUCGUCACCCGUUUGACGUCGCCCCGUGUGAGGCUUUCAGCGACGAUGAAGCAGAGACAGCCGUGGAAGAAGCAUCCAAACUGUUUGACUUUGCUGACAAUGAAUUGAAUAACAACGAGAAUGGUUAGCGCAGCUUGUAAUCUUGUGCAUAUCUAAUUUUUUAGCGAGGUGAAGAUAAGGCGUUUAGCGAGGCGUUUUGCUUGUCUGUGUGUCCAAUUCUAUGCAGGUUGUUUUAAGUACCAAUUUUAGUAUUAAUCAAUACUACAAUAUAAUAAUAGUACAGGGGCAGGGAACCGAUAUAAUCUUUAAGUGGGAUUGGCACCGGUUGCCGUUAAAAUGCUUGCUACAAAUUGGUGCAAAACAAAUUUAUUGAAACAAGAAGCUUGUUGCCUUCCCUCCCGCCUGUGCCACGUUCCAAUUCUGUUGUGGUAACGCGUGUUACUAGUAAUU